UCUACGUAGACCUAUUGUGCUUACAGAAUACGAUACCUUCCUGCCUCCUGACCUGGUUCCCUGGACUCCCGUGAGACCCUUAGGCUUACGAUCCUUACAUGGACAAUGCAACAAAUAAUGAUACAAUGAUCAAGGAGCUUUCGAAAAAGCUGAAAGAGGAGCAUGAGAUAAUAUGGGACCCUAGGCGACAUAGAUUACGGUGUAACGGCCAUGUGAUCAACCUCGCUGUUUAAGCUUUUCUCUUUGCAAGUGAUGAGGAGGACCUCUCACUGGAUAAUAAUACGGAGCUAUUGUCGUCGCCGACAGAAAUAGAGAUGGAGCAGUGGAGAAAGAAAGGUCCACUUGGUAAACUACAUAACAUUGUAGUUUAUAUCCAACGCAGCCCACAACGUAUCGCCAGCUUUAAGUUGAUGAGCAAUAACCUAUGUUUGUUGAGAGAUAAUUCAACACGUUGGAAUAGCUGGUAUUCAAUGCUACAACGGGCGCUACGGGUACAACAUGCUAUAGAACUGUUCUGCAUAAAAUUCGAGGAGAAUGAGAAUGACCUCCUUUCACAAGGGGACUGGCAGGACCUUCGAAAUAUGGCCUGUAUUCUCAAGAACUUUGCAGAUGCAACACUUGCUACAGAAGGUUAUGCCUCGAGCAUUGAUUUGGGCUAGGAAAGAGGGAUAGGCAGAGACUUGGGUUUAGGAGGAACUAGAAGCAGGGGCGCUGUUGCAGAGGCAACACAGUAGGGGCGUGUUGGAACUGCGUUCCUGGUAGUACGCUGCACAUGCGUAGCCUGUAUACCAACGUGUAUAUAUAGG
Molecule: messenger RNA, 806 nt
Organism: Pseudogymnoascus destructans
Lineage: Eukaryota; Fungi; Ascomycota; Leotiomycetes; Thelebolales; Thelebolaceae
Exons: 2
Coding region: 315-659 (114 amino acids)
Source: RefSeq, a predicted model, not a curated record